AGCGCAUACUGUAUCAACUAAAGCACGACAAACGACAAACGAACGAAACCAAAGAGCAGUAUAAAUGCUAACCUUCCCACCAACGCAUUAUCUUCGAAGCAUUGUAAAACUUUGAUGGCUAGUUCUCAAGAACUUCCCAAAAUUCCAGUCUUUGAUCUCUCGACAAGAAACUUGAGUCCUAGUUCAAGUUCAUGGCUUCCGACUUGCAAGAACUUGCGAGAAGCUCUUGAAGAGUUCGGAUUUUUCUUGGCAAGAUACGACAACGUUUCACCUGAACUAGACAAGCAAGUGUUCCAUGUAUUGGAACACUUGUUUAAUCUGCCAUUUGAAACCAAAUCUAGUAACACUUCUGAAUUUGUUUUCUACGGUUAUGUGGGACAACUGCCCCAUGCUCCUGUCCACGAAAGCAUGGGAAUCCCAGAAGCAACUACUCUAGAUGCUGUCCAAAGCUUCACAAAUCUAAUGUGGCCAUCAGGAAACAUGGAAUUCUGUGAAAACAUAUUAUGCUAUGCAAGGCUAGUUUCAGAGAUGGAGCAACUAGUAGACAGAAUGGUGUUUCAAAGUUAUGGAGCAGAAAAACACUACGAUUCCCAUGUUGGAUCGACAACGUACCUGCUCAGAAUCAUAAAAUACUCAGUUCCAGACCUUAAUGCAGGAAGUAGCAACAAUAUGGGAACAAAUUCCCACACAGACAAGAGCUUCUCGUCUAUACUUCACCAGAAUGAGGUCAAUGGACUGGAGAUACAACUGAGGAACGGGGAAUGGUUGGAUGUUGAUGUCCCACCUGGAUCAUUUAUCGUCAUGGCUGGCGAUGCUUAUGAAGCAUGGAGUAAUGGAAGGAUAUAUGCAGCCAAGCAUAGAGUCAUAAUGAAAGCUGACAAGCCUAGAUACUGUAUGGCGCUAUUUUCAUUCAAUUAUGGGAUAACCACUAUACCUGAGGAGCUGGUGGAUGAAGAACAUCCUUUGCAGUUUAAGCCUUUUGAUAAUUUCGGGUUGGCCCGGUUCUACCUCAGCGGUGCAGCCCCAAUGACUGAGAGCACUGCUAAGGCAUACUGUGGUGUUAUUGCAUGAAAGUUUGGACAGUAAAAGAAUAGUGUGUCGAGUGCCUGUGUGUUGAGUGGGUGACUGAGUGUUUGCGUGUGUGUGUGUGUGUAUUUUGGGUUGCAUACUUUGGAAUAUGCUAUAGUAUAUAGUAUAUACUAUCUUAUAAAUAUUAAAAGGACAGCGAUAAUAUAUAAAGCUGAAAUUUAAAUAUUAUAGCA
Molecule: messenger RNA, 1262 nt
Organism: Salvia miltiorrhiza (redroot sage)
Lineage: Eukaryota; Viridiplantae; Streptophyta; Magnoliopsida; Lamiales; Lamiaceae
Product: deoxypodophyllotoxin synthase-like
Exons: 3
Coding region: 115-1071 (318 amino acids)
Molecular function (GO): dioxygenase activity
Source: RefSeq, a predicted model, not a curated record